AUGAGGAGACAGGAAAACCAGCCUUCGAGGCCAACAGCAGGCUGCCUCUCGGUGCCGCUCUUUAACCAGAAGAAAAGAAGCAGAGUUCCUUUGACGUCUGCUCCGUCUGACAAUGAAUUCUUUUCCCACAGUGAAUACAUGGAAAGCACCAGCGCAGCUACAUCUCUCAGCACACCAGGUACUUAUGGGUGCUACCAGGCCUCAGGCCCGUCUUCCGGUGCUUCACAAAGCCACCAGUGGAACAGACAGAGUGUCCCACAGUCUGCUCAGCCACAGCAGUAUGACAGCAGCAGACCUGCUCCCGGACCUGCCCCCACAAAAAAAGCCUAUGCACCCACGCCACACCCAUACAAAGUUGGAAGCACAAACUCUAAGACGGGACAGCCCAGUUACCCAGUCAGACAACAGGUUUCCAGCUCCAGUGUUACUUCCAGACAGAACAAAUAUCAAGCUCCUUCCAACAGUGAGAGUUCACAAAGCGAGCUAACACCCCGUACUGGGUCCUCUCAGAUGGGUCAGCAGUUACCUUACAGACCGCCCAAUCCCACACAUCACUAUCCCCAGCAGUCUAGACCUCUGCCUCCUCCUGUCCCACCUCCCAGCAGGCCCACUGCUCGUGCAGUACAGCCACUAAACAAUUCCUGGAAAUUUACUGACAGCUUUGGGCCACAGACAUCGCCCUCUUUGGGCAAAAGGAGCUCAAAUCAACCUCAGAGUGCACGACCAGCUCAAACUCAGCAGGAAACAUUUCCAGUGAAGCCAGCCAUUGAUAACUCACUGAGGAUCCUGACUGCAGUUAUUGGUGGCAUGAGACACUGGAGCCAGUUUAAAGACAAAGUCCCCUACUUAUUUGAGAUAUUUGCUACUCUAGACUCUGCGGUUACACUGGGUCGCCAUGGAGCCAAGACCUUCCUCAUGAGAGACGGGAAGGAGGCUGUGCAGUGUGUCUUCUAUGAAAAUGAGCAAGAGCUGCCCCGUCUCAUCCGUGGUCAAGUUCAUCGCUGUGUGGGUAACUAUGACCGCAGCAGAGAUAUCCUCACGUGUGUGUCCGUCAGGCCUGGCCUGCCCUCAGAGAUGAGGAAUGCCCACGAGGCUGUCAAAGCAUCCGAUGCAGAAAUGAGGGCGCUGGUCAAAUCAGUCAGUGAGGUCUGA
Messenger RNA from Toxotes jaculatrix (banded archerfish), 1152 nucleotides. Its product is annotated as spermatogenesis-associated protein 22. The transcript is spliced from 7 exons. The coding region runs from base 1 to 1152 and encodes 383 amino acids. The record is from RefSeq and is a predicted model, not a curated record. Lineage: Eukaryota; Metazoa; Chordata; Actinopteri; Toxotidae. Gene Ontology annotation, biological process: meiotic DNA repair synthesis; gamete generation; homologous chromosome pairing at meiosis.